This is a messenger RNA of Lycium barbarum (goji berry), 555 nucleotides long. RefSeq lists its product as uncharacterized. The transcript has 2 exons. Bases 1 to 528 code for a protein of 175 amino acids. The record is from RefSeq and is a predicted model, not a curated record. Lineage: Eukaryota; Viridiplantae; Streptophyta; Magnoliopsida; Solanales; Solanaceae.
AUGUCAAUAUGCAAGUUUGAGAUCUGGACUUCUCUAGAAUGCAUAAGGACAAGUAGUGCGGAGUACAAAAACCAGGGGUCAACAUUUGACAAGAUAUACUGCCUGGUAAUGCAAAGACAUUUCGGCAAGUCUGCUGAUCCUUCUUUGGUGGUUGAGGAUGUUUCUUCAGGCUCAGGGGAGGACUUAAACAUGUUAGAUGGACACAGUAAGCCUCAAAAUGUAACACUAAAUUCGGGGGGUCGUCUCAAGGCAACUGGUGAUGCUAUAGUUGAUGCAAUGCUGGAAAUUGCAGCCGCUUCGAAGAUGAGGGCAGCUGCCAUUAUGAGGAAUGAGGAGCGCUUUGCUAUAAGCAAAUGCAUAAAAGUAUUAGAUGAAAUGCAAGGUGUUGAUCAGAGUAUCUACUUUUUUGCGUUGGAUUUAUUUGAGAAUCCAAAUGCCAGAGAAACUUUCAUCUCUCUUAAGAGUGAGAGACGCUUGACAUGGUUGCAGUGUAAGUUUAACACUUCGCCAAAUGCAGCUAACGGAUGAAACUAAGAAACCUGUUACAAUUCUCGA